This is a messenger RNA of Lathyrus sativus (Indian pea), 699 nucleotides long. Lineage: Eukaryota; Viridiplantae; Streptophyta; Magnoliopsida; Fabales; Fabaceae. The record is from the annotation of a GenBank genome assembly.
AUGACUAUAAAAGUGAGAGAGAAAUUUGACAAGUAUUGGAGCGAAUAUAGUAUAGUAUUAGCCUUCGGGGCUAUAUUAGAUCCAACCAAAAAGCUAAAAAAAAUUUCAUUUGCAUAUAAACAAGUUGAUCCAUUAGAAGCUGAAGAGAAAUUGAAGAUUGUCAAGAAUGAUUUGUCAAGAUUGUAUAAAGAAUAUGUUAAAAAUGGUAGUCAUUCUUCUAAUACAAGACAUUCAGAACAAGUUAAUUCUUCAUAUGGAGGAAGCAAUGCAAAGAUGCCACAAUCAUUGUAUGUAUGUGAAGAAUUUGAAGAGUAUGAAAGCCAAAUAGUUAGUGUCGCGGGAACAUCCGAACUUGAUGUUUAUUUAUCCGAGCAAAGGCUUCCAUCCUCAAUUGGUUUUGAUAUAUUAGAUUUUUGGAAGGAGAGAAGUCGAAGAUGUCCCGAUCUUGCAAAGAUGGCUUGUGAUGUAUUAAGCAUUCCAAUAACCACGGUGGCAUCAGAAUAUGCUUUUAGCAUUGGUGCUCGAGUUUUGAACAAGUAUAGAAGCUCUUUAAAAGAUGACACCGUUCAAGCUCUCAUGUGCGCACGUAGUUGGCUACAUGGUUUUGUAGAAUAUGAUAUUGGCAGUGAUGAAGAUAAAGAUAAGUGUGAAGUCAUUCGUCAAGAAAACCUCGGAUUUUCUGAUGGAACAAAUCAAUGA